GUAAAAUGACAUAUCAUGAAUACAAAAGUUGACAAUACCAAAGAGCCAAAUAGCAUGCCAAAUCAAAGAUGGAGCAUCACGAGCACUUUUAUUUUCUUUUUCCUCAUUGGAACGUCGAGGAGUGCUGUUGGAAAUCCUGUCAGGGACGGGUCGAAGAAGGAAGCGGAAAUGCCUAUGUCCAACUGGACACAGCUCGCAGACGAAUGGCUUGCCAAAGUAAAUGCCGCGAGACAGUUAGACGUUACGGUCUUACCAUCUAUUAACGGAAUCCGAGAUCUACCACCGACCGCGGAAACUGUGAUCGUCGAUGGCUUUAAUACUAAUCAAUUGCCACGGUACAAUUAUUCUAGAAUAUUGUGGGAAAUGGAGAGCGUGCAACCAAGUGGUCACCUGUCAGGAUUCGUUGACAAAGCUUUAAAAUUACUAGAUCUAAAGCAGGUGAUGAUGGAGGUAGAGACAUCAGUGAUGUCGAAAGUGUCCUGCACAGCGUGUAAAGUCGCAACAGGUCUUCUUCAGCACUACAUAAAGGUCGGCAAGGACGAUAAGGAGAUUAUGAACAGCAUUUAUCAAUUUUGUGUAUCCCUCAACAUUCAAAGCUCUCGAGUUUGUCAAGGAGUUACGUUGCUCUUUGGGGGAGAGGUCAUUUAUGUAUUAAAACAACUGGAUAUGGGACCGGCGCAAAUCUGUAGCUUCAUUAUUGGCGACGCAUGCGAUGACACGUAUAAUCCUUUGCACGAAUGGGAGGUAGCAUUCCCGCCGGUGAAUAAACCACCUGUGAAACCCCCUGUGCCUCCUCAAGAAGGUGCGCCCACCUUCAAAGUUCUUCACAUCUCUGACACACACUACGAUCCUUACUACCAGGAGGGCGCGAACGCGGAUUGUAACGAACCAUUGUGCUGUAGAUUAACAAAUGGAGCACCCCAGACACCAGCCGGAGCUGCUGGCAGAUGGGGUGACUACAGAAAAUGUGACACGCCGAAAAGAACGGUCGAGCAUAUGCUGAAACAUAUCGUCGAUACGCAUUCUGAUAUCGACUACAUUUUGUGGACUGGAGAUUUACCACCUCACGACAUAUGGAAUCAAACGCGAGAGGAAAAUCUGAAAGUUUUGCACGAUACAGUGACACAGCUCAUUGAAAUGUUUCCCGGAAUACCGAUCUUCCCAGCUCUUGGAAAUCAUGAAAGUGCUCCUGUGAACAGUUUUCCUCCACCAUUUGUGUCAAAAGAAAAUGAUAUAUCGUGGUUGUACGACGCGCUCGAUAAACAUUGGAGACGUUGGUUACCAGCAGGUGUUUCACACACUGUUCGCCGUGGCGCGUUUUACUCAGUCCUCGUGCGUCCAGGAUUCAGAAUCCUGUCUGUCAAUAUGAAUUAUUGCAACAACAAAAACUGGUGGCUGCUCUUAAAUAGCACGGAUCCAGUGAGCGAACUACAAUGGCUCGUGUAUGAGUUACAAGGAGCUGAAAUGAAUGGCGAGAAAGUUCACAUCAUCGGGCACAUUCCACCUGGUCAUUCGGACUGUUUGAAAGUGUGGUCCAGAAACUAUUAUCAAAUUAUCAACAGAUACGAAUCUACAAUCACAGCACAAUUUUUCGGACAUACCCACUAUGAUGAAUUCGAACUGUUUUACGAUGUUGCUGAUCUUGGAAGAGCUCUUAGUAUAGCUUACGUUGGACCAUCGGUUACACCUUACUACGAGCUCAAUCCGGGAUACAGGAUAUACUAUGUCGAUGGUGAUCAUCCUAAAACUACUAGGAUGGUCGUGGAUCAUGAAAGUUGGGUAAUGAAUCUAAAAGAAGCAAAUCUUUACGAUUACCCUAUUUGGUAUAAAAUGUAUAGUGCUCGACAAGCGUAUCAAAUGCCAUCACUUCUGCCACGAGAUUGGGACACUUUGAUAGAUAAGAUGAGCAAUGAACCUUCGCUUUUUGAUUUAUAUUAUAAACAUUAUUAUAAGAAUUCCCCUGUAAGACCAUCAUGUAACGAUGAGUGCCGAAAGAGAUUACUUUGCGACUUGCGAAGUGGAAGAAGUCACGAUCGCAAAGCUUUGUGUCAAAAUCUUGAGUCUAGGAUAGAUAGUGAAACAAGGACAGGUUGGCGAGCUUGGAUUUACAAUGGACUUGCUUUUUCGAUGUCCAUUUUCAUGGCAAUUCCUCGAUUUGCGUACAAUUUACCUAAGUAUGUAUUAGGUCUGGGAUAAAUGAAGAUAGCAUUGAGUGGAAAACUGAUGUGAUCUUUUGAUAUUAAAUUAUUAAACAUUCAUAAUGGUGAUAUUGUUGCUCUGAAAGUUGCAACACGCAUUUAUCGCUUGAGAACGUGAAACACGUAAAAGAGUGAUGGAAUUGUGCAGAUAUUUUCUUGAGAUUCCUGUUAGUUAAAGAAUUUGAAUUCUUUAGUUAAAAGAAUUUAUUUAAGUAGCGAUAGUGAGAUAUGCAGUGUAAAGUUUCAUUUUACAAUAUGAAUUACUUUCCCUUCUAAUGUGAUAAAUAUACACAUAAACUGUAUUUUGCUAUUGCAUGCAAAAUACGUAUUUGCUAGAGUUUUUAAUUUCUUUCUUUUCAGACAUGAUGUCUUUGUAAAAGUGCAAAUGUAUUAUUUAGGAAGACAUAUUAUUGUACUGAAUUCUAUGUUUAGUUUGUGUCAAUUUUUUAUAACUUCAAAUUUUUAUAAAAAUUUAAAAAAUUAUUAAAAGUUUUUUCUUUUAUCUAUAAAUUGAUUAUUUUGUAGGCUCUAUAAUCAACAUUUUUGAGUUUAAAAAGUAUUUCCAAAUUUUCACAGUUAUGAACAUUUAAUGUAAAGAUUGGAUAAAUAUAACUUGAACAAUUUAAACAGCAAAAUUAAAUUUACACAAAAUCGACAAACCUAGUUGGUUGUUUUUUUAAGAAAUAUUUUGUAUAUAAUCCUUUUUAUAUUGUAUAGUUUGAAUUCGUUGUUGCAAGUCCAUAAUUUAUUUAAUAAAACAAUAGUACUGACAAAUAAUGCAAAACUCGAUAGAACUUUUGCAUCCCUCUAACGUAUCUUUCCUCUUUUUGAUAUUUUUAUUAAUAAACUAUGAAUAUUUAUUUAUAUUUCUAUGAAUGCAAUGAAGAGGACAACAACCGAUGUCGAUCAAAAAUUGUUGAUAUUUUUUAUUGUCGUUGUAACUUCGUAAAAAGAAAUCAUACAACAAUCUUAUUUGAUCUCAUGAAAUCACUACUUUGACAAUCUUGAGUUCGUUUUUCUCAAAGAUGAUCUUAGAUCAUUAUCGAGAAAAAAAUUUUUCGAUAGUCUUACAGACGUUUGAAUUUUGACAAUCUUCGAGAAUAAAAGUAUUCUUACUUUUCUACCUUUUUACAUGAUGUAAAAACAUCUUUGAAGAAAAUAAACUCGGAACUAUGAAACUUUACUCUUACAAAAUAAAGUGGAAGACCAAAAACAAAACCAAAUAGAUUGUUAAAUAAUUUUCUUUUUUUUUUUUUUACGAUGUUAUAAUUUAAAACAUCGACGAUUUUCCAUCAUUAUUGGUCCACUUGUGUUCUUCACCAUAAAAUUUAAAAAAUGAUACCUAGAAAAUUAUUGAAAAUAUAUAACGAGUAAAUUAUUGAAAAUAUAUAACGAGUAUCUGCUUUGGACAUUAUAUAUUGUCGUAUAUUAUUCGUACUUUCGACACUUUAAAAUUUUCCACAAAUACAAUGCUGCUCGACAUGUUCAAAUUCCCCAUAAAUACAUAAAAGUCCGUAGUCUAUUUAUUAAAGUAGGUCUCUGCUUUCCUCAUCUCAUUUUUUGCGGGAAUAUUUGAGAACAGCGCGUUUUAGUUUUAAAUGUAAUUUUUAUUUAGGCUAUGUACAACACAUACGUACAAUACGUGACCCUUGCUUAAAACUAUAUUACGCUCGCCCGGUAUGCAUUUCCACUUUCUUUUUUUUUUUUUUUUUUUUUUUUUUAAAUCUUUUCUCUUCGACAUACUUGUUAGUGUGUGUGGUGAACGUGUGUUUUCUCAUGCAUGCUUCGUCGCAAUAGAGACACAUUAUGUGUUGUAUGUUUUCUUUCUCUUUUCUUUUUCUCUCUUUUUUCUUUCUUUGUAUGUAUGCAAGUGCAAACGUGUUUCGUAUAUUCGUGUGAUAUGUUACAAAUUUUUAGGAACAUUUCGCGUGGAACACCGCGAGCGAUAUUUAGUAAUAAGGCUGCAGCAAAACUACACGAAAACAAUGCAGUCGUCUGCAGCUUCAUUCUCGAUCAAUAUAUUAAUUAGACAAUUAUCGAAAAAUGACACCAAUAUAGACGAUUGUUGGUUGGACAGAUCCAAAUAUCACCACUGAAAGACGCCAGGGAGGAUAACAAUUAUUUGACAACUAUCAAAGUUAAAAUUUUCAAAUUGAAAGUGAAAUUAAUGCAACGUUCAUUUAGUUAUUUUCAUUUACACUUGAAACUGAUAUUUUAUUAUAUAUAAUACGAUAUAAUUAAUUGAAUGAAAUAUAUAUUUAAAUGAAUAUAUAUAUUUAAAUGAAUUGUAAUCAUGUUAUAGACUCAAUCAAGUGCAAUGUUUCAUUGAAUCAUUCUUUUUAAAUUAAGCAAAUAUUAAGUAAAAAAAAAAAACUAAAAAGCUAGGAAGAUAUAUUUACAAAUAUGAUUAAAUGAAUUUAUUUAUAAUUUAGUACACCACGUGAUUGUAUUUUCUCAUGAAUGAAAGUAGUUGUUCGUUUUGGUGCAUCAACUAUUAAAUUAAACCUGAAGGCAAAUAUUGAUUUACUUUGAUAUUUUCAUUACAUUUGUUCUCUCUCUAAUAAUAAUCAGAAAUUAGCCAUUGAAUCGUAAAUACAGAUGUUAUUAAUUUCAUAUUAAUUUCAAAUUAUCUGAAGCGAAAAGAAACACAUGAAAUUCAUGUGCUAUCAAAAUUCUAUUUGCACAAUUAUUUAUUCAGACCCCUGGCGUCUCUCAAAUUUCAAACGCAAAACACUGUCAGUUAUCCCCGUCUCUCUUUCCGAUUAUUUUAAAACUCUGGCCAAACAUAAGCACACAAAUCAAUACCUAAUAUCCCACUAAGUUUAGGUAUGCUUAUAUUUAAAGGACAUUGAAAAAUCGCAUAUGCUAGAAUAUCUGUUGAUUACACUGUAUACGUAUCUCUCGCUUAUUUACAACCUUCCACCGUUAACGAAACUGUUGUUUGGAUCGUUGUUAAGAAACUAACAGAAAGGAUGUGGACUGUGCGCGUAUCCGAGUUCCACUUUGCGUGCAUCGAUUAUUCUAAUUGUUAGUAUGCGUAGCGUGUGCUGUGUCAAAAAGGAAAUUGAAAAAUAGAUAACAAGGAGAACAAAGG
Messenger RNA from Frieseomelitta varia, 5292 nucleotides. RefSeq names its product sphingomyelin phosphodiesterase-like. Gene Ontology annotation, molecular function: acid sphingomyelin phosphodiesterase activity. NCBI's taxonomy places the organism in Eukaryota, Metazoa, Arthropoda, Insecta, Hymenoptera, Apidae. The record is from RefSeq and is a predicted model, not a curated record. Gene Ontology annotation, biological process: ceramide biosynthetic process; sphingomyelin catabolic process. Gene Ontology annotation, cellular component: lysosome.